AUGGGUUCCGAUCCGCAGUACGCCAAGUGGCCGCUGCUGCCGCUCUCGCAGCACGUCUUCACCCUCACAAACGCCUACGCCUCGAAGACGUCGCAGCAGGCCGCCCUCAAGGCCCUCCAGGACGCCAUCACCGAGGACAAAAUGGCGCCCUUUUACCGCUACCUGGCGCACCCCAUCGACGGCGUCCUCCACCAGGUCGGCGAGGGCGGCGCCGCGGGCCCCGGCAAGCCGCUCAGCCGCAAGUCGUCCCUCGUCGGCAUGAUUGCCACGAAAGCCACCGCGCACGGCGUCCACCUGCCCUGGGACGAGGCCCUGUACGCGCGCUUACUCGAGGACAACGAAAAGGAGCUGGCGCAGUUUCAGAAGGAGGAGGACGAUGCGGAGGAGCAGGCGGGCGAGACGGAGGUCCUGGCUGCCAAGGGCAGGCGAGCAGACUUUUGGGCUCGCGUGGGUGACAAGGAGAAAGCAAUCACAGCAUACGACGAUGUUUUCGAAAAGACGGGCAUCCUUGGCAGCAAAAUCGACCUCGUCCUUGCGAUAAUACGCAUGGGUCUGUUCUACGGCGAUAAGCAACUUGUCAAGAAGUACAUUGAGCGCGCAAAGGGGCUCGUCGAGACUGGUGGUGACUGGGACCGUCGAAACCGCCUCAAGGCCUACGAGGGCCUCCACCUCCUCACCGUCAGAUCCCAUAGUGCUGCCGCGCCCCUUCUCCUCGACUCCCUGUCGACCUUUACCAGCUACGAACUCUGCACCUACUCCAACCUUGUCGUAUACUCUGUCUUGGCUGGCUCUGUCUCGCUGAAGCGCGUCGACUUCAAGUCCAAGGUGGUUGACGCUCCCGAGAUCAAGGCCAUCCUGGGCGACGGCGAGGACAAGCUGCUCGCUCUCAGCGGUGCUUUGAGCGCCGGCCCUGGCGCCGACGACACCCCCGGCACAAACACCCCCAAGGCUGCGACGACGGCUGUCAACCUGACCACUCUUGGCUCGAGCGCGGAGCAGACGGAAGCCGAGGCGGCCAUUGACUUUUCGCCGUUGGCGCUCCUCGUCAGCAGCCUAUACAACGGCAACUACAAGACCUUCUUCCAAUCGCUCGCCUCAGUCGAGGAGCAGUUCCUCAACCAGGACCGCUACCUGCACGAGCACAAGACGUGGUUCAUCCGCGAGAUGCGCCUCCGCGCGUACCAGCAGCUUCUGCAGAGCUACCGUGUCGUUGGCCUCGACAGCAUGGCCAAUGACUUUGGCGUCACGGUAGACUUUUUGGACCGUGAUCUCGCCCGCUUCAUCGCCGCCGGUCGCAUCCCCUGCACAAUUGAUCGCGUGAGCGGCAAGGGCGUCAUCGAGACGAACCGACCGGACGAUAAGAACAAGCAGUACCAGGACGUUGUCCGACAGGGCGACCAGCUGAUUACAAAACUACAAAAGUACGGACAGGCUGUUCGACUUCGUGGAAGUGAGAGGGCGUAA
Cordyceps militaris CM01 is the source of this 1464-nucleotide messenger RNA. RefSeq names its product proteasome regulatory particle, non-ATPase-like protein. Gene Ontology annotation, biological process: proteasome-mediated ubiquitin-dependent protein catabolic process. The record is from RefSeq and is a predicted model, not a curated record. Gene Ontology annotation, cellular component: proteasome regulatory particle. The coding region runs from base 1 to 1464 and encodes 487 amino acids. The transcript has 3 exons. NCBI's taxonomy places the organism in Eukaryota, Fungi, Ascomycota, Sordariomycetes, Hypocreales, Cordycipitaceae.